AUGGGAGUCCAAGAGUUCUUUCAUUUACCAGUUUUCCUCUCUAUGUUGGUAUCGUUUGACUCAGUUGUUACUCAGUGCCACCAUAAUACACGCGAAGUCUCCAUCCUUGGUAAGAUGCUUCAAAAACACAUUUUUAAAACAAUCACUGGAGCAGCAUUCGGUGAUGUGUGUUUGCGGGAGUGUUAUCGUGACGUCAGAUGCCAAAGCUUUAACUAUGUGUUCACCCAAAACAAGUGUGAGCUGAGUAACCGCACAAAGGAAGCCAGGCCUGAAGAUUUUGUACCCAACUCUGAGAGAUAUUACUUCAGACGAGAUAGGAAGAGAGCUAUUCUCGGUGCCAUUCCCGAGCUGUCUGCAGACUCGUGCAAGGAAAUCAAGGCGAGUGAAGGUGGACAAGCGGUCAGCGGAAAAUACUGGCUGAAUUUUAUCAAACCUGACACUCCUGUGUUGGUUCAUUGUGACAUGAAAACCGAAGAUUCUGACGAAUGUAAUGCCUCCGUUAGUGUUUGUGAUGUGAACGCUGACUGCAAAAACACUCUGGGAUCGUAUCGCUGCUCUUGCAGAGCCGGUUUUUCUGGAGAUGGACAUACUUGCAGAGGUGGGAAGAAAUUUAAUCAGAAAACGCAAAAAAAAGCCGAUUGCCAGAACAUUUUAGGCUCUUAUCAGUGUUCUCGCAGACCUGGAUUUUUUGGCAUUGGUACAAAUUGGUACCGACAUUUGGGUGCUGUCAAUCUCAAAACCGAUGGGAGAAGGGGACGCUUUGGAACUAUACAGACGUUCAUUGUUCCACGGACCACCCGCUAUCUCAUCAAAGCCUGGGGAGCUCGGGGAGGAACACAUUCAUACGAUUAUGGAGACAAUCCAGGAACAUAUUAUGGUGGAAAGGGAGCGUUUAAAGAAGGGAAGUUUAGACUGAAUAAGGGAACAGUGUUAAAUAUUGUGGUGGGAAAAAAAGGAGGAGAUUCAGUGGAGGUUAAAGGCGGACAAAGCACUGACAAAACAGCAGCUCAACUAGGAGUGUCCGUGGAAGACAAUGCUGGCACUGGAGGAGGGGGAGGAAGUUUUGUUUAUACUACAGCUGAUGUUCUGUUGCUGGCUGCCGGAGGAGGAGGGGGUGCGUCUGGCGGAUAUAAUGGUGUGGAUGGUCAGGCGGAAUCAAAUGGCACCAGUAGUGUAGGGCAGGUUUCGUCAGAAGUUCGAAAUGGAGGCAUAGGUGGGCAGCCAGGUGAAUGCAACAGUGAGGGCGGUUACCACCAUGGAGGAGUGGGAGCGGGUUGGUUUGGUCAAGGUUGUACCCGGCUAAGCUCCUCCCAUGGGGAAAGAGGUGGAUCACGUGCGCAAGUGUGGAUCGGAGGUCAAGCCGGAGAUAUGAAUAGCGGUAAUAACGGGGGCCCUGCACCAGGAGCAGUUGGUGGGUUUGGUGGUGGGGGAGGUGGAGCAGAGGAUAAUGGUGCAUCAGGUGGAGGUGGUGGCUACUCUGGGGGGGGUAGUGGUACCCGUUGGCAACAAGCCGGAGGUGGAGGAGGCUCGUACUGUAAUGGCGAAGAUUGUUCCGGUUUGGCUGGUGGGAAUUGGAAUGAUGAUGGCCUUGUGCAAAUUAUGGAAUUGUUCGGCUGA
Messenger RNA from Pocillopora verrucosa, 1617 nucleotides. NCBI's taxonomy places the organism in Eukaryota, Metazoa, Cnidaria, Anthozoa, Scleractinia, Pocilloporidae. The record is from RefSeq and is a predicted model, not a curated record.